Molecule: messenger RNA, 2283 nt
Organism: Penicillium subrubescens
Lineage: Eukaryota; Fungi; Ascomycota; Eurotiomycetes; Eurotiales; Aspergillaceae
Product: CCAAT displacement transcription factor COY1
Exons: 2
Coding region: 1-2283 (760 amino acids)
Biological process (GO): intra-Golgi vesicle-mediated transport
Cellular component (GO): Golgi membrane
Source: RefSeq, a predicted model, not a curated record
AUGGAUUCCUUCGCCAUAACAGAGGGCCUUGCUGCCCAGGAUCGACAAGAUGACGCACCAGAAGUCUCCAGCAAAUUGUCUGAAGAGACCAACAAGUUCCAGCGCGCCAUUGCAGCCUGGCGAGGAAUUGAUCUGGCUAGCACCAUUGCCAAACUUGAUACCACCGCUUCGGACAUUGUUUCGCAUCAACGGGAUGCGCUCGUACAGAGAAAGGAGCUGGCCCAGAAGACCAAGGAUUUCAAGAAGCUGGAGGAUGAAGCCAAGCUCUCGGAAUACAAGGGGUUGCUCAAGGCCUACCAAUCUUUUAUCGACCUUUUGACCAACCAAGGGAAAGCGUCGUCAUCCUCGUUCCUCCAACUUUACUCGUCCUUGUCCGAAGCGCCAGACCCUUACCCUCUACUCGAAGCAUCCGUCGAUUCUCUCGUUCUAUCUGAAGAUACAGUUCCAAAACUUACUUCGGAAAGGAAUCAAUUGCAGCAAUCUGUCGACCGUCUCACGAAGCAGCAGGAGGAGACUGAGAAACGUCUUCAGGAGGAGCGCGCCGCGAGAAAGAAGCUCGAAGAGAACCAAGAAUCAAAAGCCAAAGAAAUUGAGGCGUCUUGGGAUGCGGUGCUGAAAGAGAAGACCAGUAACUGGGAGGCCAAGGAGAAGAGCUUGGAGGAGAAGGUUGAGAAUCAGGAACGAUUGAUUAAGGAGCUCAAGGCUAGCUACGAGGUCUCUCAGCGUCUAGGUGGUGGCCAGGAUGAAGAUACAGAAGACGCCCGUAGCGGUGCUACUGCUGCGGAGCUGGAGCUCGUCUCUGCCGAUCUGGAGAAGACCAGCUUGAGAUUGGCUGAUAUGGAGGCGCGGAACGAGCAGCUCCGGCUAGAGUUGGCGCAGGCCGUAUCACACUCGACCUCUGGCCAGUCUACCUCUGUCGAGGAUGACCCUAGUUAUCAACGCUUGCAGUCGGAGAACUCUGUUUUGCUACGAAAACUGGAUGCUGCGCGUUACGACAAGGAUUCGACCCGACAUACCUGGGAGGCCAAGCUCCUCCAAGCGGAACGGAAUGCCUCAAAGUCUGUUGCUGAGAGGGACGAGUUGCGCUCGCGUCUUGAAAAGGUUGCUGACUACGAUGAUAUUCGCCGGGAGUUGGAAAUGAUCAAGUCGAUUGAGUUUGCCACGGGUGAUGAUGAGGAUGCCGGUGAGACAGCGGCGACGACUGAAGAUAAUAUCACUGGCACCAAUGGUGCUGCUACCACAAAAUCAACCAAUAAAAGCUCUCUGGAGCAACUGCUGAUGGCUCGCAACAAGAAAUUGACGGACGAGCUUGCUGUUCUACGGGUCUCAACUCGCGACCUCCAGGACCAGCUAGAAUCUCUACGCGGUGAGCUUUCGACCACCAAGAAAGAACUUGAUAAGUCGCGGGGUCUUUCUACUACGUUAGAGAAUGAUCUUCUCCGCGUGCAAGAGGAGGCUGCCAAUGCAUUCCCAUCGUCAGCAAUGUCUGUUGCCGGCACUUAUACUUCGAGGUAUCCACAUUCGGCACGACGAAGCGGGGCGGUAUCACCAACUUCGUCCAUAAUCUCUGGCUUUGACCAGAGUACCGCUUCUGCCAACACUAUGGAAGCCAUUCGUGCCGGGGAGGCAGUGGGCGGUGGCUCCGGCCUUCUGCCCAUGAUCCAGGCCCAGCGUGACCGUUUUAAGAAGAAAAAUGCUGAGCUUGAAGAGGAGCUCUCUAAGAUGUAUAGCACUGUCAAAUCUCUUCGACAGGAAGUUUCAACACUUCAAAAGGACAACUUGAGUCUCUACGAGAAGACUCGCUACGUAUCCACGUACAACCGAGGUCAGGGGGCAUCUACGUCAGCUUCCUCGUUCGCCAAUGCUCCUAGCUCAGCAUCCAUCUAUUCUUCUGGAGAUGCGCCGGACCGGUACCAAUCAGCAUACGAGGCCCGCAUCUCACCAUUUGCUCAAUUCCGAGGUCGUGAAUCCACCCGUGCUUACAAGCGCAUGACCCUUCCAGAGCGGAUCGUGUUCUCGCUCACCCGCAUAAUCCUGGCAAACCGGACUAGUCGAAAUUUGUUCGCGGGCUACUGCUUUGCUCUGCACAUUCUCCUUUUCAUCAUUUUGUAUAUGAUGAGCACGACGGAGAUUGAAAAGCACAGUGCCAUGAGUGCCGUUGGUAGUGCCGCUGCUGCCGCAUAUGGUAGCAGCGGCGGAACAGGGUUUGGCAACAUUGGAAGUGGUAGUGGUCAGCUACAUGGGGAUGAUUGGCAGCAAGAAGGAUUCAAUCAGGCCAGCUGA